ACAGCUCGGUUAAGCCACCCUCAUCCGGCGUCGCUAUUGCUGUGGUUGACUCAACCAGGUGUGUUCAAUAAGCCUUCACCGGACCAACGCCGUCUCUGAUGGUAUGGGCGAAAUGUUAAUGGAGCUGCAGGCACACGCUCUCUCCCUUGGCGAGGUUGUUGUAUGCGUGACGGCGACAAAUCAGCCAACCCCGGAAUCGCUCAUGCGACAGCGGGAACACCCGUCGCCAAGAAACGGUCGUGGUUCAGUCUUCAAUCGAUGUCGAAGGUAAGCGCAUUUGAUAAAAGCUUCCAAAGCAGUGCA
This is a messenger RNA of Baudoinia panamericana UAMH 10762, 303 nucleotides long. RefSeq lists its product as uncharacterized. The record is from RefSeq and is a predicted model, not a curated record. The transcript has a single exon. The coding region runs from base 104 to 271 and encodes 55 amino acids. Lineage: Eukaryota; Fungi; Ascomycota; Dothideomycetes; Mycosphaerellales; Teratosphaeriaceae.